Rhizoctonia solani is the source of this 1845-nucleotide messenger RNA. RefSeq names its product U3 small nucleolar RNA-associated protein 6. The record is from RefSeq and is a predicted model, not a curated record. Gene Ontology annotation, biological process: maturation of SSU-rRNA from tricistronic rRNA transcript (SSU-rRNA, 5.8S rRNA, LSU-rRNA). Gene Ontology annotation, molecular function: protein binding; snoRNA binding. The transcript has 6 exons. Gene Ontology annotation, cellular component: Pwp2p-containing subcomplex of 90S preribosome; small-subunit processome. NCBI's taxonomy places the organism in Eukaryota, Fungi, Basidiomycota, Agaricomycetes, Cantharellales, Ceratobasidiaceae. Bases 1 to 1845 code for a protein of 614 amino acids.
AUGCUCCCCGAGCUCAAGGAGCUCGAGGAAAGAGGGAUAUUCUCGCAGCCAGAAGCUCGGGCCAUACUAAAGCAAAGGACUGCCUUUGAAUCAGCGCUAAUUAGGCGUGUAGCUCUCAAGUCGGAUUAUAUCAAGUAUGUUCAGUAUGAAAUCACUCUGGAAGCUCUUAGGAAGAAGCGUGCUGCUCGACUCAACAAUACCGAUAAUAAGUCUUCGCUCGCCGAUUAUUGCAUUGUCAGACGCCAGUUCUUCAUUCUCGAGCGAGCAGUUCGCAAGUUCAAGAAUGAUGUAUCGCUUUGGGUACAGUAUAUAGAACUCGCCAGGUCCAAUAAUGCUCGAUCACUUGUUGGAAAACUUUGCUCGCGGGCUCUUUCGUUACACCCUACCUCUCCUUCUCUAUAUAUUAUCGCCGCAUCUCAUGAGCUCGACUCAUCCCUAUCCCCAACCGGUGCCCGUGCGCUCCUUCAACGAGGCCUACGGAUAAAUCCCGAAUCUAUUGAACUUUGGACAGAAUAUAUACGCAUGGAGCUUGGGUACUGUGAGGGACUUCGACGCCGUUGGAAAACACUUGGAAUCGAUCCUAAAACACAGAAUGAGGAAGGGCAAGCAAUUGAUGCAAUUAUUUCGGGAGCGAUUGUCAAGGCGGCUAUAUCGUCUGCGACAGAGUCCCUGCCUACACUGGCACUUCUAGGUUCUCUACAGGCCUUGCUUCUCACAUAUCCCACCGAACUCCGUACCAAGUUGAUUGAGCACCUUCAUUCUGAAUUUGCAACUCAAAACACUGGAUCGGGGCCUUCUGGAGAAGACUUUCGGUGCGGUGCCGUAUUCCUUCGUGCGAUCGUUGAUAUCCCAGCGAGGUCGCUCGAAGAUGGGGCCCAGCUUCCUACUGUUCUACCUCUCCGACCACUUGUAGCUGCUGCUUUCCCUAAAAAGGCGACACCCUUUUGCCAAGAAGAACAAACCGGUGAAUUCGUGAAGCGUAUGCAGAAGGCCAGUGAGGUGUUAUCAUCAACCGGCAGGACGGAUUUGCGUGUUGCUGAGUUGUAUGCGCGAUGGGUAGCUGCUUGGGUAGCGGUUGUAACAGAGGAUAACUUGCGAUCUUUCGACAUAUUCUCCCCCAAGCAUUAUUCCGAAGCCAAUCCAAAAUUAUGGGAAGAGGCCCGGGACAGGGCUAAGGAACACCCAGGAGAGGAGGAUCUCUUGGUCAAACUCUGGCUUUGGGGAGUUAAUCACUUACCCAAGGACCCGGCAUCUCCACUACGAGCGGAGACUUGGGCUAUCAUACUUCGAGGAACCCUAUCGCAUAGAUCACUCAAUCUUCAUUCAAAACUACUCGUACACCGGUUGUACGACUCAGAGAAUCAGUCCUCAAGCGACCGGAUCACAUUAGCCAAGAAACUGAUUUCCCAGUACCGUCCUUCUGUCCUGUUCUUCGACUUGGCGAUGGAACAAGAGUUCCAAAAAAUUUCGGCCUCGCCAAGCCAGGAAUCGGGAGGUCGGGAGCGCCCAGCCAAGAGGAGUAAACGAUCUGGGUGCGAAGCUUCAGCCGAUUCUACUACUCAGGCCGACAUUGCAUGUCUUACAGCACUCUACACGGCGUGGCGCAUUAUCCCUGAGCAGAGCAUCCCUGCAGCACUCAAGUACGCAAGGGUGCUCUAUCAGUUGGGCGAAGAGAAAUGUGCAGAGGAUUCAAUUGCGGCUGUGGGUGGAUCGAAAGGAGGAUUAAGACAAGAGUGGGACAAGGUCAGGAAUGAACUGGAGUGUCUUGUGAUCGGUGCGGGUAAAAUGGAAGGGACUGAACAACCCGACAAGGAUAUCGCACUGGAUGAUGUAGAGUUCAAUUAG